Messenger RNA from Lobosporangium transversale, 1461 nucleotides. RefSeq lists its product as hypothetical. The record is from RefSeq and is a predicted model, not a curated record. The transcript is spliced from 4 exons. NCBI's taxonomy places the organism in Eukaryota, Fungi, Mortierellomycota, Mortierellomycetes, Mortierellales, Mortierellaceae. Bases 1 to 1461 code for a protein of 486 amino acids.
AUGAGUAAAGAUAAAAAGAACUCGUCGUCGCAUGUCGACUGGGAGACGCCAUCAGACGAACAACAAACUUUUGGGAGUCAAUCACCCUAUGCUUUCACAGCCUCUAUUCCAGAUAGCAAUGUUCAUCAACCAUCGCCCAUAGCGCCCCAAGUGCCCUAUCAGAUCCCAACGGAUGCUCCACCCAUGUAUUCAAAAGAUCCAUUCCCAGGACCGCCAGCACUCAUUUCACCCACCGUACCUUCUGCACCUCCAGGCCCUACAUCUGUCGGUCGACACCCACAACAAUUCACUCCUACGCCUGAUCCUCCACGGAGCAACCUCCCGUAUGAUGAAAUAGAAGCUGGCCAUCAGCAACCGCAGUAUCGGCAACCUUUACUUAAUCAAUCUCUUGGUGGUACUAUCGAACCUGCCAAUUAUGGCGCGACUUAUAAUAACCCUUAUCCCAACAGUAACAUCAGUGCUUCCAACGACAGUCCAGCAAAGGAGUCGCUAACUGAUGUCCAACUCUUUACUGCUACUCCUGAUUUUGCACUCAGGGUUGAGGCAAUUGAUGACAUUGUUGGUAAUGUGCUUGUGAAAGAAUCCAGUUCAACAAGAGAUAAGGAUAUCCGUGUGCAAAUUGUGCUGCGUGCCUCUUCAACCGAAUUCUUGAAUCAGCUGCAGUCGACUAUUGUUCAUGGUGGAAGACGAGAGACUGGAUAUGUGAGAGUCGGCAUUAGGGACUCUAAGAACGAGGAAGUUAAAAAGCGUAUCAUUCAUGGCAACUGUGCCCGUGCAGAUAUCGAGAUCGCCUAUCCACGCGCUUAUCAGGGCACUGGAAAGUUGGCAUUGAGAGGUAUAAGCGGUAAAUUUAUCAUGAAGAUGGAUCCCUACUCUCGUGUCGUCCCUCUUGCAGGUGAAGGUAGCUUUUACAAUAGCUCCUCUUCAGGAUCAAUAAUUUCGACGGCUCCGACGCCAAGCUUUAAAGAAAUCAUGCUAGAGCUCACAAAUGGUGAUAUCCGUUUAGAGGGCAUUGAGGUUCUUGACAAUUUUUACGCAGUGACCACGAAUGGACAUAUCUCUGGAGAUCUGAAAACUUCUGGAAGUCUCGUCGCAAAGGUCGUCAAUGGUGAGGUAAACCUUGCUAUCGACUCGGAUCCAACUACCCCACCAGCCAUACCUACACCAGGUACAAAAAAGCUAACGGUAGACAUUAGCACUGUCAAUGGCCAUAUUGACCUGAACUUGAUACGUCGAUUCUUAGGCCGCUUCUCCAUAUCCUCGUCCUUUGGUCGAACAUCGAUUGAACAACUCAACAAUGAAAGCAACAAAGAUAGGAUCGGCUAUGAAUCCAAGAACGGGUCUAAGAUGAACGGGUGGAUCUCCGAAAGUGGUCAGGAGCCUCAGACUUCAUCCCCACAUCUGAACCUCAAUUCUGACCAUGGCAACAUUAAGAUUAGAGUCAACACUCAAAAGAAGUAG